Molecule: messenger RNA, 2070 nt
Organism: Acanthocheilonema viteae
Lineage: Eukaryota; Metazoa; Nematoda; Chromadorea; Rhabditida; Onchocercidae
Source: the annotation of a GenBank genome assembly
AUGAACAAUAAAGCAGACCAGGAAGUGCAAUUGUUAGAUGAUCGAAAAUUGAGUACUGAAGAUAAAACAGAUGAAAAAAGGGAUACUGCAGAUUUAGAUGUUAUUUUAUUAAUGGAUGAAAAAAGUUCGCCUAGCAGACAAGAAAAUUUAAGCGAAGAUGAACCCGAGAUAAUGUUGCUUGAUGAGAGCGCGCCAAGUGUUUCGGAUGAAAUCAUCUGUUUGCAAGAUUUGAAAGUAAUCGGUGAAGCAGGGCCUUCUUCGACUAAGUCACAACAGAAAGCAGUGAAAGAGGUGCAGAAUGAAACGAGGAUUCCUACGUCUUUCGAUAUUCAUCGAGGCAAAUAUUCCCCUUUUCAUAGUACAUAUCUCCGAAAUUUUCCUUCGGCAAACAAUCUGCGGUGUUCAAUUUCAUCGGUGCACGCUGCAGAUAUGCCAGAAUUUGUGGAUUUACUAACUCAAGGCAAUUUAUUAAUUUGUAAAAAAUGGUUGAGAAAAUGGGAUGUUGUACAGAGUGGACUGAUUAAUGGGAACCCGUUACGGAUAUGUAGCUAUAAUGUUCUUUGUCAACAAACUGCCUGUAAAACUCCGGAAUUAUAUAUGCAUCUUACAAAACCAGGUCACGCUUACCAAUUAACUUGGGAAAACCGGUGGAGAUUAUUGGCACGUGAAUUCUCAAUGAUUGCUGCUGAUAUUUUUUGUCUUCAGGAAGUGCAAUACGAUCAUUACGAUCACUUCUUUAGACCAUACUUUGAAGCUGCUGGUUUCCUUGGUAAAUAUAAGAAACGAACGCAUAGUCUGAUAGAUGGUUGUGCGAUAUUUUACAAAUCUCAAUUUCAACUGCUUCAUUAUCAAUAUAUUGAGUAUUACGUGAACAAUGAUUCGGUAUUGGACAGGGAUAAUGUCGGUCAGCUGAUUCGUUUGAAAGACAUGCGAAGUGGACGGGAAUUCUGCAUUGCAAACACACAUUUAUUAUUUAAUAAACGACGUGGUGAUAUCAAACUUGCACAACUUGCUGUUUUGCUUGCAAACAUUGACAGGGAAUGUGGUCCGGAAUCAGGCCAAGAAUGUCCGUAUAUUCUAUGCGGUGAUCUUAAUAUUCAGCCAUACAGUCCGCUAUAUAAUUUUAUAAUGAGUGGUGAAAUUUGUUUUACUAAUCUUCGACGAGGUGAUAUUUCGGGUCAAGGUAAUGCUGGUGGACCAUUUGUUUCAAUUAAUUUAUUACCUGAAGAUGUAGGAAUUGGUCGGAAUUGUCGUUUCAAAUGUCUGAAAAAUCGUACAAUGUUACUUCCUUCAGUAAAUUGCUGGAGUCAUCCACUCUGUUUCAACAGUGUUUAUCAUCAUACAAAUGCAGAGAGCGAACCAAUGAUUUCGACAUAUCAUAGUGUUGAAGCUGUUAAUCCAGAUUUUAUAUUUUAUUCUGUCAAAUCAAAAGGAAUUAAGCAAUUGAAUUCGGGUCCAGCAAUAAUUGUGUCUGAAAAAGAAAUUCGACUGAUUCGACGUCUCAGUUUACCAAAUAUGAAGCAGUUAGCUGGAACUUUAGGACCAUGGCCUAAUUCAACAACUCCGUCCGAUCAUAUACCUCUCAUUGCUGAUUUCGUUUUGCAGUAAUCAAAAAUGUCGGAAAAAAGUACAUUUUCGGCUACAUCAUCAAUGUUGCCAGGUGGUAUUGCCAGACCAAUCGAUCAUACACCUGAUGAAAAUGAAUUCCAAAUGACUUUAAUCCCCUCAACAAAAAUUAUUUUCAUGGGUGCAGAUAUUGGUGUUAAACCAAUAACGGUUGAUGUCGGAAUUUAUAAUGACACAUUAUUGAUGCAAGCAUUCAAGGUAAAAUGUACGGCAAACAAAAUGUUUACCAUCAGGCCAGCUUAUGGAAUUAUAGCUCCGAAAGUGAAAGAGGAAGAUUGCAAUAUGCAACCUCGGGAGAUAUUUGAAAAAUAUAAGCCUGAAGGUGUUAAGCGUAUUCAAUGUCAAUUCAAGGACGCUAAUGGACAGUCAAUUCAUCCGGCUGAUCCAAAACCCACCACAGAAACUGUAGUCUAUCCAGUGGCUGAUUCAUCAACCACUCGAUGA